This is a messenger RNA of Parathielavia appendiculata, 990 nucleotides long. RefSeq lists its product as uncharacterized. The record is from RefSeq and is a predicted model, not a curated record. The transcript has a single exon. Bases 278 to 916 code for a protein of 212 amino acids. Lineage: Eukaryota; Fungi; Ascomycota; Sordariomycetes; Sordariales; Chaetomiaceae.
AACCAACAACUCGCAAAUUUAGUGGCAAACCACUACCUCGAGCUCCCUGAUCUUUUGACUGAUGACAUCAAAUCGACCAACAAGGCGGAUGGUUGGCCAGGGGGGUAUCGAUAGCCCAAAUGGCAUUGUUCUGCUGGUCUUGCGCUGCCCGGGGUCCAUAGGGGCUCGGGUUCUGUACUCUCGAGGUCACCACUGUUGCGUACUCUCCGACACUGCCCAUACCUUAUUCUUCUAGUACUACAAGCCGCUCAACCCGGAAGCCCAGAGGAUCUGCGGCAUGGACACGAGAAUUGCUCAUUUCUGUGAGCAGUCGGGCGAGGUGGGACUAGACUAUCUGCUCACGUACCGGCACACACCCCUCGACUUUGCCAGACCGCCGCCGGGUCCCAAGAGUCCCAUCACGCCGUUCUGGCUCGGAUUCGGCGCAGCCCUCAGGCCAUCAUCUGCAGGUCGAAAUCAUGAUGGCAACGGCCGACCGCAAUUGCCCGCCGAGACCUUUGCAGACAGCAGCGUGCAUCCGCAACAUCCGCAAGACGGAAUCAGCAUCGCCCUCAUGGUCUACCCUCUCCACUUUCAAGUCCUUUACUUGGGGCUCCACGUUGGGUUCGCUUACAUGUCCCCUUUCCCUUCCUGGACGGAAUGGUACUUGUGGAUGGGAUCCACUGCAGUCGACUUUGGCCUCAUCGCCGUUUAUGUCCUGACCAUCCCGGCCGGGACGUACUUUGCUCUCUUCCUCGGCCGCCAAGUGUACGAUAUGGGGGUAACCAACCUUCUGGAAGUGGCUUCUGCCCUCCCAGCGUGGGCCAAGCUCCUCAUCCACGCACCGUUUGGUUUUGACUAUGUGGUUGCGAGAGCAGCGGUGCUUGGCGAGUCCAUCCUGCGCCAGCGGGCUCUCCCCCGAAUCAGUCUACCGUGAUGUUGAUCGGGCAGGCAUUUAUGUCGCAUGUGUAGAGCUUUUGUGGUUAUUCUAGGAUGGUGAGCACCUUGUAA